Messenger RNA from Rosa rugosa (rugosa rose), 843 nucleotides. RefSeq lists its product as uncharacterized. The coding region runs from base 56 to 496 and encodes 146 amino acids. The record is from RefSeq and is a predicted model, not a curated record. The transcript is spliced from 7 exons. Lineage: Eukaryota; Viridiplantae; Streptophyta; Magnoliopsida; Rosales; Rosaceae.
AUAUAUAGAGGCAGGCAAGGCCGCUGGAAUCAAAUCCCCAAUUUGGCAGACAGACAUGUCUUCCAGAAUCCGAGGUCCUCCAAGCAAUCGUGAAAGCAAAUUGACCUGCUGGGCCGACGAUAAGCCUCAAAUCGUUCCCAAAAAAGAUAAGCCUCAUGGUAGCAAGGUCAGCGAAUCAAAGCGUUCACCUGCUGAGCCUUCAUCUGGUGCCAAGGCGGAAGAACCAAAGAUUGCCACUUCUGCUCAACAGGGUGUUAAGCGUCUUUUUAGUGCCAUCUAUGGUGAAAUCCCCUUUGAGCUUAUAACAACCGAUACCAUGUCUUACGGUGAUCUUUAUGACUUUGAGGACAACGUUGAGGAUAACUCUAGCUCUCCCGGUUGCAAUGAAGAAGAGACGGAGUUUGGGUUUAUCCCAGUUGACCGUUAUGCUGCUCUAAGGCCCAAGCUUCAGAUUGAUACUUCGUAUUGUGUAGCGGGUCCUCCUGGAGUUAAUUAGUAAUCUGGGUUUUGCUUUGGCCUCUUGUUUUGAGGAAAAAAAUUGCUGUAUUGGUGACCUGUGGCAGAUAUUUAGCGUUUGUGAGGAUGGUAUUUUGGGUUUGCUGUGGCUGUGUUUGAGUCUCUGAGUUAUAGUGUUGUAUUUUAUUCAUACUCUGUGACUCUUAUCAGUACAAGAAAAUUCUGGUUAUUUAGAUAUUUUGUAUAAACUAGAAACGGUUAUGCACCUGAUGGGUUUUGGUGGGGUGUGGCUGUGUGGGUGUGGGUGGCUGGAGGUUUGUGGAAAUUCACUUUGUACCGGAACACAUUUGAAAGUGACAAUACCAAGUUACCAACAUCUUCCAUCCA